UCGUAGGACACGACCUACAUUAAAGCGUACGUCGCGGUGCACUAAAUCUUUCUCACCUCUCGCAGGCCCUGCCUUCUGGACUCUGUUUGUGAUUGUACUUGACGCAGAGAACAAGUCAGUGACGAUGCAACACUCGAGGAAGAUGAAUCAGUUGGUGGCAAGCGCUGUGCUACGACGUCUGUCCGGCGGUUGGAGCUGUAACCGCCGAGUGUUCACUUCGACGACGCCGCUGGAAGGCAAGGCGGUUACAUUGAGGCCGUUUCAUGAUACGGCUGUGGCGUGUGCGGGCUACGAUUGGAGGCGGAGAGCCAUGAGCUCAGCGGCCGCGGAGAAGGAUCGCAAGGAGAGCGCGGUGGUGGACAAGGAUCGGAAGGACAGUGCAGUGGCGGAAAAGGAGGAGAAGACGGGCAGUGUCGCGGUUUCGAGCUAUUGGGGAAUCUCGCGGCCCAAAAUUACCAGGGAGGAUGGAACCGAGUGGCCUUGGAACUGUUUCAUGCCAUGGGACACUUACCAAGCGGACUCGAAAAUUGAUCUCAGCAAGCAUCAUGUACCAAAAACAUUUUUGGAUAAAGUUGCUUUCAGGACUGUGAAGAUCCUAAGAAUCCCAACAGAUUUAUUCUUUCAGAGGAGGUAUGGCUGCCGUGCAAUGAUGCUAGAAACAGUGGCGGCUGUUCCUGGUAUGGUGGGGGGAAUGCUACUACACCUUAGGUCUCUGCGCAAAUUUGAGCAUAGUGGUGGUUGGAUAAAAGCACUGCUUGAGGAAGCAGAAAACGAGAGGAUGCACCUAAUGACUAUGGUGGAGCUUGUGCAGCCCAAAUGGUAUGAGAGGUUACUGGUUCUUACUGUGCAGGGGGUAUUUUUCAAUGCCUUCUUUGUGCUUUAUUUGCUCUCUCCCAAAUUGGCCCAUAGAGUUGUUGGAUAUCUGGAGGAGGAGGCUAUACAUUCAUAUUCAGAGUACCUAAAGGAUAUUGAUCAUGGAAAAAUUGAAAAUGUGCCAGCUCCUGCUAUUGCGGUAGACUAUUGGAGACUACCAAAAGAUGCAACCUUGAAGGAUGUUAUAACUGUCAUACGUGCUGAUGAAGCCCACCAUCGAGAUGUCAACCAUUAUGCUUCUGACAUCCAAUACCAGGGGAAGGCAUUGAAGGAGGCACCGGCUCCUAUUGGUUACCAUUAAUAUGUUUGUUGCACCAUAUCCUUGUGGUUGUGGAGCUUUAUGGAUAGUAUGCAUGUACGUAUGUACCUGUUUGAAACGGAGCUGCAGAGUGGAGUUCCAAAGAAACGAGUUUGCUCUAAUAAUGGCCUCGACUCUUGAGUCUUGAGGACUCUUUGGUGAGCUGUGCUUGUGCUUGCUUAGGAGUCCCUCAUGAAGCCAAGAGGACGACCAAUAGGUAAAUCUAAAUCCCCGGUGAUCAAAUAGCAAGUCAAUUCUUGCGUGUAGUAGCAAGAUGCAGCUGUAUCCAAUAGCAAGUCAAUUCUUGCAUUUAGAAAGGUAAUUAGGGUUUCUGUGGUA
Diospyros lotus (date-plum) is the source of this 1510-nucleotide messenger RNA. RefSeq names its product ubiquinol oxidase, mitochondrial-like. The coding region runs from base 125 to 1174 and encodes 349 amino acids. The record is from RefSeq and is a predicted model, not a curated record. The transcript is spliced from 4 exons. Gene Ontology annotation, molecular function: alternative oxidase activity. NCBI's taxonomy places the organism in Eukaryota, Viridiplantae, Streptophyta, Magnoliopsida, Ericales, Ebenaceae. Gene Ontology annotation, biological process: alternative respiration. Gene Ontology annotation, cellular component: mitochondrion.